ACUGAGAGAGUGUAAAGGAGACACAAGUAGUCCAGACUGAGAAAGAAAGCAGGGCAAAGAGACGGAGAGAGGGAGAGGAAGUGGAGAAAGAGAAAGGCAGCAGGAGGGGAGGGUGAGCAAGCACAGGAGGGAGGGAGGAAGGCGGCCAGAGAGGCAGGGGGGCCUCGAGAGGGUGGAAGGAGGGAGGAGACGGGCGGGGCUCGGAGGCUGGAGCGGAGACUAGAGACUUCAACUCUUGACUUUUCCACCACCCGGAUUCCACUCUCGCGUCCACCCCAGUGCCAACUUCUUGAAACUACCGUCUCCUGAGGAGCCCCCCUCCCCAGACUUCCAGGGCAGUCAUGUCUCUCCUUCUGCUGGUGGUCUCUGCCCUUCACAUCCUCAUUCUCAUCCUGCUCUUCGUGGCCACCUUAGAUAAGUCUUGGUGGACGCUCCCAGGGAAAGAGUCCCUGAAUCUUUGGUAUGACUGCACUUGGAAUGCCAACAAAACGUGGACCUGCACAGAAGUCAGCGACAACGGCUGGCUGAAGUCGGUACAGGUUCUCAUGGUGCUCUCCCUCAUCCUCUGCUGUCUGUCUUUCAUCCUGUUCAUGUUCCAGCUCUACACCAUGCGGCGAGGAGAGCUCUUUUAUGCCACUGGCCUCUGCCAGCUUUGCACCAGCUUGGCGGUGUUUACUGGUGCACUCAUCUACGCGAUUCACGUGGACGAGAUCCUGGCGAAGCACCCGAAGGGGGGCAGCUUCGGCUAUUGCUUCAUCCUGGCCUGGGUGGCCUUCCCCCUCGCCCUGGCCAGCGGUGUCAUCUACAUCCAUCUGCGGAAGCGGGAGUGAGUGUCCCGGGCUGCCUGACUGCCUCACCCCCCCACCCCGGCCCUACAGCUCCCAGAGGAGCAUCCUCCAAAAAAUAAAAUCCUUUAAACCAC
Erinaceus europaeus (western European hedgehog) is the source of this 922-nucleotide messenger RNA. RefSeq names its product epithelial membrane protein 3 (gene EMP3). The record is from RefSeq and is a predicted model, not a curated record. Gene Ontology annotation, cellular component: plasma membrane. Bases 342 to 830 code for a protein of 162 amino acids. The transcript has 5 exons. Lineage: Eukaryota; Metazoa; Chordata; Mammalia; Eulipotyphla; Erinaceidae.